Molecule: messenger RNA, 2784 nt
Organism: Cataglyphis hispanica
Lineage: Eukaryota; Metazoa; Arthropoda; Insecta; Hymenoptera; Formicidae
Product: zinc finger protein 809-like
Exons: 4
Coding region: 394-1770 (458 amino acids)
Biological process (GO): regulation of transcription by RNA polymerase II
Molecular function (GO): DNA-binding transcription factor activity, RNA polymerase II-specific; RNA polymerase II cis-regulatory region sequence-specific DNA binding
Source: RefSeq, a predicted model, not a curated record
CUUCUCUCUGUCAUCUGUCUGUUAAUCUGUGACUGAGCGUUUUCUCUGCCGCUGAACGCGGUCUCAGCUAAACUUCUGUCACUAAGAUGCUAGAAGCCAACGUGGAAAUACAUCCAGCAAAUCUCCAUUUUGGUAUGACUGUAUUUGUGCAUUGUGUGCGAGCGGGACGCGAUAUAUUUACACGUACGUGUUUCGCGUACGCUUAAUAAUUAUAAAUAAAGUGCACGUAUUCCGUGCGUUAAUGCAUCACUGGACGAUAGACAAUAGGUGAUACACGACGAUUCAUCGCGAAGUCAUACAGCACGAGAUGCGACCAACCUGACCCUUGUCGCUAGGUAGAUCCAUUUUAGAUUAGAAACACGCACGCGAUCGCAACACCGACUUCCGCACAUCAUGGAUUUAUCCGAGGAACAAAUAUCUCGCGACGUACACAAUCACACAUUGCCGCAAUUCUCCGAAUUACGUCCGGUAUUGAAUGUUUCUGUCAGCAACGAGAACAUACAGUCUCCGAAUAACGAAAAUGCGCAGUCUCAAAUAGCGCAAACUUCUAUCUCUAAGAAUUUAAGAAAUUUGACUACGAAGCAGAUACCGGAUAUAACUUCAAUUUUGGACACAUGCGAUUUAAGCUUCUUCUCGCAUGUGUAUGAGAAUCCAGUGAAGCAGAUGAUUAAUGUUCCGAAUUUUUCAAAUAAUAUACUCUGUCUACAACCAAACAGUAUAUCGUCGAGUAUUCUUGCUAAUAUAUAUUCGCCUUCUAUGUCACAAGCAAAUGCUGCAACUGCUGCAAAGCAAGAGCUAGAUGUUCAGACUAGAGAGCAGAUAAACUUGAAUAAGGAAUCUCAAAUUCAAUUGAAUCAGCAGCAAACAUUAAUAAUGACUGAUUUUAUUCAAAAAUUACAAUCUACAUCCUUGCAACAACUGCUUAAAUUGCAGACAGAACAAGCAAAGAAACAAAAGGUAGAACAGGAAAAAAUAGAGCAAACGCAGAAUAAUAUUUUAAAUAUACCAAGCGUUCGGAAUCUUCAUCAGCAAAGUAGUAACAACUUUAUAAACUCGGAUCAGACAAUGGCUGUUAAUUUGAGAAAUCUGAACGUACAAAAUCAGCAACAAGAGAAUGAAAGCAAUUUGCAAACUGUACUCAAAAUAGAGCAACAAGUACAAACCGAUUUGCCAAAAAUUAGGAAGAAGUCGAAAUUUCGGCCAAAAGUGGGCGAUAUUAAAGAGAGCACUAAUUAUGAUGGAAUUGUUUUUUACUGUUGUCCAGAGUGCAAUUUAGGGUAUCCAAACAGGUCAGACGUCGAACAACAUAUGCAGGCUCAUUUACAAGAACGCAAGUACCAAUGCAAAGAAUGUGGUGCCAUGUUGAAGAGAAAAGAGCAUUUAGAUCAGCACAUGCGCGGUCAUUCAGACGAGCGACCUUUUAAAUGUUCAGUAUGCCAGAAGGGGUUUAAGAGAAACGAGCAUUUAACGAGACAUUGUGUUAUUCAUUCUGGCAACAAGAAUUUUAUUUGCCCCAUAUGUCAAAAAGCAUUCUCACGCAAGGACCACUUAAACAAGCACAUACAAACGCAUUUAGGCAUUCGAAAGAAUAAAACAAAGGAGGAUUCUUAUUAUAUCAAUCAAAAAGAUACAACAAGAUUAUUUGAUAACAGGACUGAUCCAGCGAUGUUAAAACAAGCAACCUAUAUAAAGGAUAGCUUAUUGAUAGAUGAAUCCAGUUUUGUUCAGAAGAAUAAAAUCCUGCUACAAACGAUCUCUUCCUUUAAAUAGCAAAUGUCAAAAAAUGCAAAUGUGCCUCAACAAGCACAGAGCGACAAUACGAACGGAAACGCAAGGUAUUUAAUGCCAUAGUAUAUGAAAUUAGCGCAUAUUCCAAAGCAAUAGAUGGCAAAUAAUAAAGGUAGUUUACAAGCACCAUUGAAGCCAUUAGAAUGUUCAGAACCGUCGCAAGUAAUUUCAAUUUUUGAAUUUAUAUUUUGAUACUGAAUGACCAUGAUAAAUUCAGAGACUUAUAGUUUGAAGCAGUUAAAUUAAUGAGCCAAAAUAUGAUUUGAAAAUGUACAUGUUGAAAAAUGCCUACAGUAAACAAAAAGAAAUAUAAUUGACAUAAAUAUAUGUGAAUGCGAUAUAUAUUAACAAAUAUAUUUCUAUAUUAUCAUGACAUGUAUUAUCAAAUAUAUUUCUUUACAAAUAUUCCCAAUGUCUAAUAAUUGAAUAAAAAUAUGCAAUAUAAAAAUUAAAAAACCUAGGUAUAUAAAACGCGGAAAACUUUCAAGUUCCUUCAACUAUAUAUGAUAUGAUUGUAAGACAAUAUGUUAUUUUACUGGUAAAUUAAUUUCUCACAAUUGGAUAAUCUUUAUUCAAUUUCUUUUUAAUUACAAGUUAUUUAUGCAAGUCUGGCAAAUGUGCUUUAUUUGUCACGAAAUAGUUCAAAUUAUAUUCAAAGUGAAUACAAAUCAAAUAAUAUAAAGCAAUCUAUAAACUUAGCAAUUAUUAAAAUAAAUUUUAGUUUGCUGAAAAAAACGAAUAAUUUGUUAACUGAUGCAUUAUCUUCAUCAUAAUUCUUGAAAUUUCAGAAAAAAGAUAUCACAUGUAUAAGUUCAAAACUAUUUUAAGAUUUUUUUAUGCUCUGGAUAAAAUAACUAUUCUAGCACAUAAAGAGAUAAUUAUGGGGAUAAAUUAAUGCAUAAAGUAAAUAAAUUUGUAUAAUUACACAUUUAUCUAUCUUACUUAAAUCAGCUGUAGAAGACAUUAUCACUUAAUAAUUCAUUGUUAAGUGGUAAU